This is a messenger RNA of Fusarium redolens, 1707 nucleotides long. RefSeq names its product putative extracellular lipase. The record is from RefSeq and is a predicted model, not a curated record. Gene Ontology annotation, molecular function: carboxylic ester hydrolase activity. The transcript has 2 exons. The coding region runs from base 1 to 1707 and encodes 568 amino acids. NCBI's taxonomy places the organism in Eukaryota, Fungi, Ascomycota, Sordariomycetes, Hypocreales, Nectriaceae.
AUGCAGUUUCCACUUACUGGUGCGACCGCGCUCCUAGCUACUUCCGGAGUCCUAGCUGGAAUAAAGGAUGAAGUUACUGGACCAACUGUUCGUAUCCAAAACGGAACGAUUAUUGGCAAAUAUGUCGAGACCCACAACCAAGAUCUUUUCUUAGGAAUCCCUUUCGCGCAGCCCCCAGUCGGAACUCUUCGCUUCAACGCGCCUCAAUCCAUAAAUAGGACCUGGACAGCGCCUCUGAAUGCUACUGCGUACGGUGCCCACUGUAUCAAUUACUUCCUGGAUAUGCCUUUUGGCCCCCCUGACCUCGCCACGAGAUAUCCCCAGAGCGAGGACUGCUUAACGAUCAAUGUUGUCCGGCCAGCAGGAACGAAAUCCCAUGAACGUCUUCCUGUAUUGGCUUUCAUAUACGGAGGCGGUUUCCAAGAAGGAGGCUCUGGCGACGACAGAUACAAUGUUAGCGCCCUCGUUGAGAAGUCCGUUCAAAUUGGCCGGCCGUCAAUUGUGGUCAGUAUGAACUAUCGCCUUCAAGGAUGGGGCUUUCUGGCUGGGAACGACAUUCGCGGCCAAGGUCUCCUGAAUCUUGGUAUUCAGGACCAGCGACUUGCUCUGCAGUGGAUUCAGGACAACAUUGAUGCAUUUGGAGGAGACCGCCGGAGAGUCACCAUCCAAGGAGAAUCAGCCGGUGCUGCUUCGGUGGGCUUUCACUUAUUAGCCCACGGAGGACGGAACGACGGCCUAUUCAGUGCUGCGAUCUGUCAGAGUGGUGGACCCUACUAUUUUGGCAGCUUUGCGCCAGAUGCCCAGGGGGAGAAGACGUAUAAGAGCGUCCUAAAGGCGACCAACUGUACGAAUGCGCAUGACACACUGCAAUGUUUACGCGCCGCACCUUUCGAAACUUUGAACACGGCCUUCACUGAUCUCACAUUCCUUCCAGUCAUAGACGGAACCCUCGUCACUGAAUAUAGCUCUACUGCUCUUGCGAAGGGUCGGUUUGUGAGGGUCCCUCUGCUCAUCGGUGCCAAUACCGAUGAGGGUAAGGCCUUCGCCGGCAUGGGUGUUAACACGACCGAUGAACUCGGUAGUUACAUCAUGCACUUCCCAUACAUACAUACCACCAACAAUGAAACCAUCCGCGGUCUGCUGGAAGCCUAUCCCGAGCCGGGUACCAACUCGACACAUGGCCAAUCGGAUGAUACCCUUCCCGUGUCUGAACCGUACGGAAACCAAUUCCUGCGCACCGCAAGAUAUAUCGGGGAUGCCAUGUUUAUUGCUGGGCGGCGAUACUCGUGCGAAAUCUGGACUCAACAUGGCCUCCCCUGCUACAGUUACAGGUUUAACACAAUUCCUGGCGCCACCGAUCCGCUGUACUUUGGCGCGACCCAUUACGAGGAGAUUGCAUUCGUCUUUGGUAACAUCUUGGGAAUAGGAAUGCCAUCAAAUGCUUUUGAUGUUCAGCCCAUCGAACGGAGAGAGAACUAUGAGAAUCUAAGUGAUUUGAUGGGCCAGAUGUGGAUGAGUUUUGUUGCGACACAUUCCCCCAAUGACCACAAAGUGAAAUCGUUUCAGGUGGCUUGGCCUGAGUACAGCCUGAAGGACCCCCGGAACAUGGUAUUUGAUGGGAACACGACAAGCUUUGUGGAAAAGGAUAACUGGCGUGCCGACGCAAUACAGUUAAUCAUCGAGAGAUCCUUGGAUUUCAGUCAUUGA